Molecule: messenger RNA, 1341 nt
Organism: Hyposmocoma kahamanoa
Lineage: Eukaryota; Metazoa; Arthropoda; Insecta; Lepidoptera; Cosmopterigidae
Exons: 1
Coding region: 1-1341 (446 amino acids)
Source: RefSeq, a predicted model, not a curated record
AUGAGAGCGCUUAUUGAUCAAGGCUCUCAGGUUUCUCUCAUCACGGAAAAUGCUGCUCAAAAGUUAGCUUUACCACGACGCCGCUGUAAAGGUGUAGUUUUAGGCCUCGGAGCAAGAGAAAACAACUGCAAGGGCGUCAUGGAGAUAACCAUGUCCGCAUUGCAUGGAGAUUUCACUUUCACUUCAGAUGUAUUUAUUAUGCGAAAUCUCAUCAACAAUUUACCAAACCAAACUUUUGAGAAACCGUCUUGGUCACACAUACAAAAUAUAACUCUAGCUGACCCUGAGUUUUACAACAGUCGUCCUGUAGACCUGCUCCUCGGAGCUGACAUCUAUUCGCUUAUCGUGUUGGGCGGUGUCAUCAAAGGCGACAACUUAUCACAACCUAUAGCUCAGCAGACGCAUUUAGGUUGGCUACUUUGUGGAAAUGUGAAAACAUAUCAAUGCAACGUAGUUUUGAACAACAUGGAAGACAUUCACAGAUUUUGGUCUAUUGAAGAUAUUGGCGAUAAUACCCUUAAUAUGUCAUCAGAAGACUACGCAUGUGUGCAGCUUUACGAACAGCAAACGACCCGCCAAGAAGAUGGUCGCUACGUCGUACGACUCCCAAUGAAACCUGAUGCCAAGGAACAACUUGGAGAAUCAAAGCGACGAGCCGUAGCACAAUUUCUUCAGUUGGAGAAAAAACUCAAAAGAAAUCCAAACAUAGCAAAGGAUUAUAGGGACUUUAUGAAUGAGUAUAUCAAUCUCGGCCACAUGUGUGAGUGUACAAGUAACGAGACACCAAGUUGCUACCUGCCACAUCAUUGCGUAAUUCGUUCUGAGUCCACUACAACGGGAUUGCGCGCCGUAUUCAAUGCGUCAUCGCCUACGUCAUCUGGCCGCAGCUUGAAUGAUUUAAUGUACUGUGGACCUAACUUACAGUCAGAUUUACUAUCAUUGAUUUUAAGGUGGAGGCAGUAUAAGAUUGCUUUCACAGCUGACAUCGAGAAGAUGUUUAGACAAAUACUCGUUCACGAAAAGGAUCAACAUCUUCAAAAAAUCAUUUGGAGAGAUUCUACAGAUCAACUGUUACGUGAGUACGUACUAACAACUGUAACUUAUGGCACUAAGGCAGCACCCUUUCUCGCCAUGAGGACAUUAAAGCAAUUGGCAAUAGAUGAAGGCUUCAAGUAUCCUUCUGCAGCAAAAGCACUAGAGGAAGAGUUUUACAUGGAUGACCUCCUCAGUGGAAGCCACAGCAUUGAGGCUGCUAGGCAAUUACAAGCAGAUUUGAUUAAUUUACUCAAAUCGGGAGGAUUCAAUCUCCGAAAAUGGCAGCAAUCAGCAGCAGCCAUUUGA